Molecule: messenger RNA, 1585 nt
Organism: Manduca sexta (tobacco hornworm)
Lineage: Eukaryota; Metazoa; Arthropoda; Insecta; Lepidoptera; Sphingidae
Gene: Glo1
Product: lactoylglutathione lyase
Exons: 5
Coding region: 225-749 (174 amino acids)
Molecular function (GO): lactoylglutathione lyase activity; metal ion binding
Source: RefSeq, a predicted model, not a curated record
CAAGGAAGUUCUUGAACCUUUCAAACGUCACUUUGAAAUUUACAAAAUUAACUCAACUCUAUUGACAUACAAAUUAUGACUAUUAUCGCAUGAACGUAUUUGCGGAAGAUUGCAUUCCGACUUGUUAAUUUUCAUAAUUUUGGCAGUCGCCGACAAUUUGAUAAGCCAUCGUUUAGGUCUUAAGUGUAAUAAUUGUGUAUUGUUUUACAAUUUCUUUCACAAUCAUGUCGAGCGAAGGUAUAUCGCCGCAAGAAGUGGAGGCACUAUGCCAGACUCCAGAUCCUAGUACUAAGGACUUUAUGUUCCAACAAACCAUGUACCGGAUUAAGGACCCUCGGAAAUCCAUCCCGUUCUACACUGGAGUCCUCGGGAUGACGUUACUCAAGCAACUCCACUUCCCAGCCAUGAAGUUCUCCCUGUUCUUCAUGGGAUAUGAGAACCCAGCUGAAAUCCCUCAGGAUGAGAGCGCUAGAGCCAAAUGGGCGAUGACCAGGAAGGCUACAUUGGAGUUGACUUAUAACUGGGGUACUGAGAGUGAUGACUCGAGCUACCACAACGGCAACUCUGACCCCCGUGGCUUCGGACACAUUGGCAUCCUCGUGCCCAACGUGGAUGAAGCUUGUGCCAGGUUCGAGCAGCAUGGAGUGAAGUUCAUCAAGAAGCCAAACGACGGUAAGAUGAAGGGCCUGGCGUUCAUCCAGGACCCUGACGGCUACUGGAUCGAGAUUUUUACGCAGGAUGUUGUGUAAGAACAAACAGGUCUAUGCCAAAGAUUACUUCCAACUGAUUGUCCUAGGAUGGGAAUUUCAUAUUAACUUCAUGCAUAAGGUUGUUGAUGCACGAAUCACUCUGGGUACUACUGUAAUCCUGUAGAAGUCAUUGUAACUAGCGUAUUUCUAGAAAUGAUUGAAGUCUGAUACUUCAGGAAAAUGGGGUAACGCGUCCCGUUUUAAUACAAUAAAGAUUGGUAGACAGUAUAUCAUUCCUCGCUCAUUUUACAAAGAUUACGUAAAACGUCCGUGUUACGUGUUUACUGUCAUAGAGAAUAAGGCCCCUGCUUUAGGUCAGACAUACUAUUCCAUAGAGAAUAAGGCCCCUAUUCUCUACCAGGCAUGCUCCCUAUCACUGUAUGUCGCUCGGACGGCGAAUUCGUGUCGCGAGUUUUAGGGGCCGUUCAACCGAGGUCAGAUAGAAUUAACUGGUUCACUGCAUUGGACGAGCUUCGCUUGUGAAUUCAUUUGCAAUGUGCCAGUGUGAUGAGACCCUUCACUUUUCAAGAGUUGCGAACGCCUAAAGUACUUGAACUCAAAAUUCCAGUGUGUUUGUAGGUUGGCCCUUAUUAACAAACGUAGGGGCAUGGUAAUCAAUAACUACUUAACCACGAAUAAAACAACGGCCCCUAAAUGUCAUGUUAAAACAGCGGACCCCCCCCCCCCCCUCAGCCUUUGUGAUAACCUUGUUAGGGUUUAUGUAUGGUAAAGAAAACGCACAUAUAUGAGUAACCUUUUAUUAUAUCUUAAUCUUAACUAAAACACAACGCUUACUUAUUGAGUGGCCAUUUUAAAACAGUACCAAUAGAGAUGGG